AAACUAUUUCCGUUGAAAUUUAUUGAAAUGAUAAUUUCACGACUUGGACUUAAUUUGCCACGAAUUCUUCACUCAAAUUGGUCUUGUUUUUGAGUAUAUAAGGUGCUCUUCAAAUUUUUCUGAGGGUUAAGCCCUAAAGACCAACCAUCAUGUCAAGUCGGGCGUGUAGUCACUGUGGUUGCAGUGAUAUUGAUACUGACCCUGCCAGGGGAGAUGCAGUGUGUACCGGAUGUGGCUCUGUACUGGAAGACCAAAUUAUUGUUUCUGAGGUCCAGUUUGAAGAGAACCGUCUCGGUGGGGCAUCUGUCAUUGGACAGUUUGUAUCCAGUGAAGGUAACAAAGGCCAUUCAAUGGGAAGUGGCUUCCACCAUGGAUUUGGCAAAGAAUCUAGAGCUAUCACUCUGCAAAAUGGUAAAAGAAAAAUUCAGCAGCUAGGUGGACAGCUCCGUUUGAACAGUCAUUGUAUAGAUACAGCAUAUAACUUCUUCAAGAUGGCUGUCAGUAGGCGACUAACUAGGGGAAGAAAAACAACCCAUGUUGUAGCAGCUUGCUUGUAUUUGGUCUGUAGGACUGAAGGCACACCUCAUAUGCUGUUGGAUUUUAGUGACCAGCUUCAGGUGAAUGUGUACACACUUGGACGCACAUAUUUGCAGCUAUCAAGAGAACUUUGUAUCAACGUACCAGCUAUUGAUCCAUGUCUGCUGAUUCCAAGAUUUGCACAUAAACUUGAGUUUGAAGAUAAAACCCAUGAGGUUUCCAUGACAGCAUUGAGACUUGUCAGUCGUAUGAAAAGAGAUUGGAUGGGGCUUGGUAGACGUCCAUCUGGCCUUUGCGGAGCAGCGCUGUUUGUAGCUGCCAGGGUACAUGAUUUUGACAGGACAAUGAAAGAAAUCAUUAAAGUUGUGAAAGUUUGUGAAGGUACACUGAGAAAAAGGUUGAAUGAGUUUGAGAUGACAGCUAGUAGUCAGCUAACAAUAGAUGAAUUCCACAAAAUAGACUUAGAAGAGGAGGCUGACCCUCCUGCCUUCACACAGGGUAAACUAAAAGCAAAACUAGCUCUGUUUGAUGAGCAAAAUAAAAUGCAUGAACUCACUGAAGAAAUCGAAACUGUACAGAAUCAAAUAGAAUUUGCUUUAGAAUCGCCAAAAAAACGUGGACGGAAUAACGAUGAUAUGUCAAGUAUAUGUUCAUCAACGCCAUCUAUUAGUGAUUUUGAUGAUGAACUUAGUCAAUGUAGUAAAGAUGCUGUUAGUAAUAUUAAAGAAGUGAUCUCGGAUUCUGAAGCUAAGCUUGACUCAAUAAUCAAUGAAAAUAAUUUCUGUGAUGACACUAAACUGAACAAGUUGGACAGUGUGCUUAUGCCUCCCCCAAAGCUUGAAGAACCCUUGACUCCAAGACAAUUGUUAGGCCCAGCUCCCACUGCUGCAAGUCUUGGUCUUAAUCAGUCUAUUGAAGAAUGUAUGGCGCCUGGUAUAGAAAAAGACAUACCUGAAGAUGAAGGCAUUCUAGACAUGACAGAUAUAGAUGAUGAAGAGCUUGAUAGGUUUAUACUCAAUCCCAAAGAGGUCCAAAUCAAAACUGAAAUAUGGACCUCAGCUAAUGCAGAUUAUUUAAAAGAAUUAAAAGAGAAGGAAGAGAGGGAAGCAAGAGAAAAAGAACUAAACAAAGACAAACCAGAAAAUUUAAAAAAGAAAAAGAAAUACAAGAAGAAACAGCCAAUUCAGGCAUCUACUGCAAGAGAGGCUAUCGAGAAGAUAUUACAAGAAAAGAAAAUCUCAAGUAAAAUCAACUAUGAUGUCUUAAAAGAUCUCAAUAAAGGUUUGGAUAAAAAACCAAUCACAGAAGAGACGCCAGAAAUGUCCAUAUUUGGAAGUCCAGGAUUGUCACUAGAGGCCACGCCAGUGCAUUUAAAAUCUUCUUUGUCAGAAAAAAGAAUCAGAAGAUCAAGCAUUUCACAAGAUGAACCUUUGCCAAAGAAGCCAAACAUCGAAGAGAUAGUCGUAGAAUCUGGACCGGUGCAAUAUGAAAAUGUUGAAGAUGAUGCAGAACAAGAUGAAGAUGAGGUGGAUGAGUUUGAAAAAGAUGCUGAAGAACCUUUAAGUGCUGCUCAAUUACUUGGUCAUGGAGAGUACCAGGAGGUCUAUGAUGAAAUUUAUUGAUGUCUUUUGUCUAGUACCUUCUUACCGGGAGUAAAAGGAAAUCUAUCUAAUUUAUUGAUGUCUUAGUGCAACUCAGUUACUGUAUCACUGGGAGUACAAGGAAGUCUAUGAC
Messenger RNA from Owenia fusiformis, 2271 nucleotides. The record is from the annotation of a GenBank genome assembly. Lineage: Eukaryota; Metazoa; Annelida; Polychaeta; Sabellida; Oweniidae.